AUGCCAGGACCACAAUUCGGAGCUCUUGGUGCUACCUUCACCGUCGUGCGUGCCAUGCAAUUCGUCUCCCUCAUCGCCAUCAUCGGCAUGACCUCGAACUUCAUUGAUCAGAUGGUCAAGCUCGACCAAAAGCCACCGUCUGUUCUGAUCGGUACUCUCAGUGUCACUGUGAUUACCGUUCUCUACAUCCUAAUCUCCUACGUUCUCUACUGGGACAGCAUGCUCCCCUUCCUCGUCUCAACGGCGCUGGACUCCACCAUCCUCAUCGCCGUGAUCGUCGUCGCUGUCACAGUUGGCAAGCCUCUCUCAUACCUCGACUGCGCUGCGCUCUCCAACGAUGGCGGCAGCACCUCAUCCUUCCUCGCUUCCGUUGGUGAGAACAUGAGCAAGGUCAAUUACUGGGUCUGGGCAGGUGCGUCCAAGACGACGUGUUUUGAGUUGAAGAGUAUCUGGGGAUUGAGCAUCGCAUUGUGCAUUCUGUUUGCGUUCAGCAGUGUGGUCAGUGUUUGCCUUUGGAGGAAGCUGAAGGUCGUCGGGCCAGCAAAGGACAUCGAGAACUGA
Molecule: messenger RNA, 561 nt
Organism: Cadophora gregata
Lineage: Eukaryota; Fungi; Ascomycota; Leotiomycetes; Helotiales; Ploettnerulaceae
Exons: 2
Coding region: 1-561 (186 amino acids)
Source: RefSeq, a predicted model, not a curated record